AUGCCGGGCAAUACGAUCCGACUCCUCUCACUGGACGGCGGCGGCGUCCGUGGCCUGUCAUCGCUGAUGAUUCUCGAUCAUCUGAUGCGCACUAUCGACAGCAAAUGCCCACCGAAACCCUGCGACUACUUCGACAUGAUCGGCGGCACCAGCACCGGUGGGCUCAUAGCCAUCAUGCUGGGUCGCUUGCGUAUGAGCGUUACGGAGUGCAUCACCGCCUACACUGCGCUGUCCGGGAAGGUUUUCGAGAAGAAGAACCACCGGUUUGGCUGGAAGCUCAAGAUUCAGGGUAGGUUUGACUCGGGCAAAUUGGAGCAAGCCGUCAAACAGAUCCUUCGGAGCCAGGGGUUUGGCGAGGAUGAGCUGCUCCAAGACGCGCCCGAUGCGCCUUGCAAAGUAUUUGUCUGCGCGACGAGUAAAAACGCUGGCAGCACCGUAUGUCUCAAGAGCUACCGAUCUCAUGGCACCGACGACCUGGAAUCGACCACGAUUUGGCAAGCCUGUCGUGCGACAUCGGCUGCCACGUCCUUCUUCGAGCCUAUCGCUUUCGGGCCCUACGACGAGGUAUUCGUUGAGGGAGCCCUAGGAGCGAAUAACCCCAUCUAUGAGUUAUGGGACCAGGCCAGGGGCGUAUGGGGGGCCACUGAGCCCGGGGAGAAUCCGGAGGCUCAGCUGCAAAGCAAGCUUACGUCCCUGGUCUCGAUAGGCACAGGAGUGCCGCCCCUCAACCGGGUGGGUGAUAGCCUGAAGGGAAUCUUCGCCACUCUGCAGAAGCUUGGUACGGAGACAGAAAAAACCGCCGAGAACUUCCGCCGCGACAAGUCCAGUCUCCAUAAGCAGGGACGAUAUUAUCGCUUCAAUGUCAACCAGGGGCUCCAGGACAUCGGGCUGGAAGAAUCAAAGAAGAAGGCUGAGAUUGCAGAGGCAACCCGCAAGUAUAUUCUAUCGGCGGAGAUGCUAGAAUUUGGCCCCUAUCGGACUUCGUUUACGCUGGAGGGGGUGCCUGUCUCGGGCAAGUUCGUUGCCAGGCCGUUGGACACCGCCGAGCUCGAACACCACCUCCUCCCGCAACAGUCGGUCUCCGAAGAAGAUGGUCGUUGCAAGGUAUUUGUCCUCCAUGGGCUCGGCGGCAUGGGAAAGACGCAGCUGGCUGUCGACUUUGCUCGGCGCCACAAACCCACUUUUAGCUCAGUCUUCUGGCUAGACGGCAGGUCGGAAGAACGAGUCAUCCAGAGCCUUGCUAAAUGUGCGAGCAGGAUUCCGGCGGGCCAAAUCGCAGACAGAAGCAGGACCAGGAACAUCAGCAACCUCGUUGACAAGGAAGAUAUCAGGGCUGCCGCGAAGGAGACGCUGAACUGGCUUGCUCUGGAGGAGAAUAGGGACUGGCUACUCGUCUUCGAUAACGUCGACCAGGAUCCCAGCUCGGAGGAAGCCGUGGCGACCGGUGCAUACGAUGUUCGGAAGUACAUCCCCGGCGACCAGGGGUCGGUGUUGAUUACCACGCGGUUGGAGAAGCUAGCACAGCUCGGCACGGCGAAAGAACUCAAGAAGGUCGACAAAGACCUUAGCAAGUCCGUGUUCAAGAAGUGGGCUAGGUGGACUGACGAAAGGAUGGCUAUGGAUGACAAUGUCGAGGAGCUGCUUGACUUGCUGGACGGUCUUCCGCUGGCGCUGGCGCAGGCUGCCUCGUACCUUGGAGAGACGCGGAGCGACGCCGCGUCGUAUGUUCGGCGGUACAACGAGCGCUUCAAGGAACUGAUGCAGUCCGACGACGAGUCCGCGCCGCUGAUGGACUACCAGCAGAGGAGCGUCUGGACCACAUGGACAAUAUCGUUCAAGGCGAUCGAGACGAAAAACAAGGACGCGGCGAACCUGCUCUGCCUCUGGGCUUUCUCAACAACAACGGCCUUUGGCACGGUCUGUUACAGGCGGCCGGCGAAGAAGCCGAAGACGGCUGUCCCGGAUGGCUUCGCGAUAUGGCGUGCGACGAAGGCCGACGAGGCGCACGAGGGCGACAAGGGCGACACGAGCGACAAGGGCGACGAGGGUAUGUACUCGAUUCAUCCGGUAGUGCACAAGUGGAUGUCGCACCGGCAAGACGAGGCCCAGAAGAGAGCGUUUGCCAUGCUGGCGGUGCUGGUAGUUGGGCUGUCGGUACCUACCAAGGGGUCCAAUAGGGAUAAAGAUUUCGGGGUCCUCCGGAAUCAGCUUCUUCCGCAUGCAGAGAGGUGCUCGCGGUGGCUGGCCGAGGUUUCUGGCGGUGAAGACGAUUUCCCCCUCCUCCCCAUUCAGGCAGAAUCGGUCAGUCGGUUAGGUUUCCUCUACGGUGCUCAUGGUCGGCUGGAAGAGGCCGAGCGAAUAACGCGACUAGCGCUGGACAGCAAGAAGAAGAUGUUUGGACCGGACCACAUGGCGACUUUGAGCGCCAUGAAUGAGCUGGGUCUCGUCUACGAGAAGCAGGGUCGGCUAGGGGAAGCCGAGAGGAUAUUCCGACAGGUGCAAGAAGGCGUUGAGGAGGUGUACGGCGCAGGUGAUACAACGAGUCUCAAUGCUACGACCAACUUGGCCGUCGUCUACGAGAAGCAAGGUCGGUUAGAGGAGGCCGAGAUGAUGUUCCGACGGGUGCAAGAAGGGCUUCGGAAGGUGGUCGGUCCGGAUCAUAUAAUCCGUCUCAAUCUUACGAACAACCUGGGUGCCCUGUACAAGAAGCAAGGCCGGUUAGGGGAGGCGGAGAGAAUGCUCCAAGAUGCACGGGAAGGCUUUGAUAAGGUGAUCGGGCCAGAUCAUAUCAUGAAUCUGAGUACCGUAAACAACUUGGGCGCCGUCUACGAGGAACAAGGUCGAUUGCGGGAGGCCGAGAUGAUGUAUCGACAAGCACGAGAAGGGUUCGAGAAGGCGCUUGGUCGGAAUCACCCGGUGGUGUCGGAGAUAGGAUCGAGCUUGCACAGGGUGCACUUGUUGAUGGGUUGCGAAUACUGCGCCAGGGUCUCAGUAGGCGAGCCGCGAGCGACGUGA
Sodiomyces alkalinus F11 is the source of this 3015-nucleotide messenger RNA. RefSeq names its product FabD/lysophospholipase-like protein. The transcript is spliced from 7 exons. Gene Ontology annotation, molecular function: ADP binding; protein binding. Bases 1 to 3015 code for a protein of 1004 amino acids. The record is from RefSeq and is a predicted model, not a curated record. Gene Ontology annotation, biological process: lipid metabolic process. Lineage: Eukaryota; Fungi; Ascomycota; Sordariomycetes; Glomerellales; Plectosphaerellaceae.